This is a messenger RNA of Lasiodiplodia theobromae, 2028 nucleotides long. Its product is annotated as Actin-like ATPase domain-containing protein. The coding region runs from base 1 to 2028 and encodes 675 amino acids. Lineage: Eukaryota; Fungi; Ascomycota; Dothideomycetes; Botryosphaeriales; Botryosphaeriaceae. The transcript is spliced from 7 exons. The record is from RefSeq and is a predicted model, not a curated record.
AUGUCGAAGAAUCCGAGCUCAUGUGUUGCCAUGGCGUACACAUCUUGGAAGCCGGACGCCGUGGUCGCUAUCGAUUUUGGGAUGACCUUCACAGGAAUUGCUUACUCAAAAGCUCCAGAGUGGACUAAACCGAUAACCAUUCAACAAUGGCCCGGCAAGCUCAGCGCGGAGCUCACGAACAAAGUCCAAACAGCCAUCGCAUUUGAUCGACGCACCGGUGCCUCGCUUGGCUGGGGAUUUCAGUGCGAAGAGAUACGAAACAAUGGGAAGCAUACCCGAGACGUCCAAAUUGAAGAGUACUUCAAGCUCCAUAUUGACCCCGACUACCAAGAUGGCCACGAGUCAGCUCCGUCGCCGCAUGACGCCCAGACUUGGUUCUGGCACUACAUGCGUCGAAUGUACAUCUUCAUCCAGGACUACUUCGACGGACGCGUUGCACGCUGGAAACAGUGCAAGGUCGAAUUCGUCUUCAGUGUCCCCACCACCUGGAAGAAUCCAGCAAUGAUUGCACAUGUCAAGCGCAUCCUCAAAGAGGCCGGUUUUAGCGAGAGCCAUAACCAAAGAGUCAACAUCUCCUUGACCGAGGCCGAGGCUGCUGCUGUGUAUGCUGCAAGCCAGCAUUACAAGCGGGACGAUGUGAUACUUGUCUGUGAUGCUGGUGGCGGAACCACGGACGUCAACGUGUUGAAGAUCACAUCUGACGCUCCGCGCACCGAACUCACCCCGCUCUCUUAUGUCGAGGGCAUGGCUGUCGGCUCAGCUUUGAUUGACUGGAAGAUGUCAAUCAUCAUUCAACAACGACUCGAGCUUGUUAAACACCAUUUGCAGGGCAAACCGCAAGAAAUUGCUGAACAGAUGAUUCGAGGGCGCUUUGAAAGCUUCAAAUGUGAUUUCGGCUCCGAGGCUUCUGAGAUGGAUGAAAUCCCACUACCCAUACCGGGCAUGGAACCUGGCCACGACUUUCCGGGAUCGAGGAUACGAAAUUCACGUAUGAUCAUUCUGAAAGAAGAACUACAACAUCUCUUCGAUGAGCAGAUUGAAAAGAUCCUCCGCAUCAUCGACCGCCAACUGGAAAAACUCCAACACACCCAUUCCCAGGAAGUUUCCUACAUAAUUGUCUCUGGGGGGCUUGGCAGCUCUCCUUAUCUGCGACGGCGCCUGCGAGACCGCUACCAGCUCGAAGCCGAACACCUCUUCGACAACGUCGACGAUCUCCAAAUUCUCCUUGCGCCGGAACCCCAGCUCGCCGUAUGCCAUGGCCUGGUCAUGAACCGCGUCCAGGAGAUCACUUCCGAGAUCCCGAUGUACACGUCCCGCCGCUGCCGCGCCAGCUACGGCAUCCUCUGCCGCGAGAAGUACGACCCGCGCCGCCAUGCCGGCGAAGACGUCUCCGUCGACGAAUAUGACAAGAAGAAAUGGGUUGAUGGGCAGAUUCACUGGGUCGUCAAGAAGGGCGACCCCAUCGACGUCUCCCGCGGCAUCCGCCACCCCUACCGUCUCAAGCGACCCGCCGGCACCGAACUCAAGCCCUGGCGCACGCAAAUCGUCAUGUCUCUGCUCCCUCCAGCCAACCUCCCGCGCAGCUUCAAGCAAGACCAACAACAACAACGCUCAAAACGGGACAGCCGCCGCGCCAGCCUCAGCUCGAACGGCGUCACCAAGCUCUGCACCAUCGAGUCCACCCUCAUGCACGCCGACAUGGUCCUGCACAACACCGCCCGCUGGUACCACCGCCUGUUCUGCCUCGGCGGAGCUGAUAGGGAGUAUUGGUUGGCUGAGUUCCAGAUGCACAUCCUGAUCGAGCCCGCGGAUCUGAAGUUCGAGCUUGUGAGCCGGAAUGGCGAGAAGUUGGCCAAGCGUGGGCAGGAGGGCGGAGGCGGCGUGGCGGUGAAGUGGGAGGCGUUGCCGCAGAUGAGGUUGGUUGGUGGUGCUGGGGGAAGUGUGGAUGAUGGGUGGGUUGGGGUUGGGGAGGUGGAGGGGGAGGGGCCGCCGGAGCGGGGGGAGUUGGCGGGGGUGUAUAGGGCGUGA